CAGCGGGUAGGGGAAGUUAGUGAAUGUAACACACGAUGGCCCUCAUGGCUUCUCGGUGGGGGAGGUUGCUACUGUUAGGGCAAACGUUGCGCACCGUUUACCCUCUUCCGAGAGCUACCUGUUUGAUGUCUAGCCCGGUGAGGUUUUUUCAUGCUACGGCCGUCAGCUGCCGUUUUUCGGUGUCCAAAAAUGGACCUACUCGGGGAAAGAAAGGUGAAGUUAUCAAUGGUAGUAGUUGGAGUGCAAGAGACACCGAAGAAGAGGAGGAGGAGGAAGACGAAGACGAGCAGAGUAUGGAGGAUGAAGAGUUACUGGAGUCGGGACUGCCGCCUCUCCCGCUUGAAGCUCAGAGAAUAUUUAUUGUACAUCCAGCUGUGAAAUGGGGGGCGAGCAAGCCGCAGCUUACCACAGCUGAACUGCAGCUAGCUGAAGCUGUUGCUCUCAUAAACACCAUUCCAAAUUGGACAGUGGUGGAUAAAUUAAUUCUUUCUACAAAAAACCCUGACAAGAAAUUUAUCUUUGGCAAAGGGAAUUUUCAGCUUCUGACAGAAAAAGUCAAAGGAUUGUCACAUAUAUCAUCCGUCUUCUUAAAUGUAGAAAGGCUCUCUUCUGUGACAAAGAAAGAACUUGAAGAAGCCUGGGAAGUGAAAGUUUUUGACAGAUACACAGUUGUUCUUCAUAUUUUCCGUUGCAAUGCUCGGACUAAGGAGGCAAAACUUCAGAUAUCUUUGGCUGAAAUCCCACUUCUAAGGGCCAAUAUUAGAAAUGAGGUUGCUCGGUUGGAUCAACAAAGAGGUGGCUCAAGAUACAUUAUGGGUUCAGGUGAAACUUUCGUGGAGAUACAACUUCGCCUCCUAAAAGAAAAAGAAUUUAAAAUUCGAAAGGCCCUGGAAAGGCUUAGAAGAAAAAGGUGCUUACUUAGAAAUCAGCGACAGAAGCGUGAAUUUCCUACUGUUUCAGUAAUGGGCUACACUAAUUGUGGGAAAACUACUCUAAUCAAGGCUCUUACUGGGGAUGCAGGACUACAGCCACGAGACCAGCUCUUUGCCACAUUGGACAUUACGGCUCAUGCAGGCUACCUGCCAUCAAACUUGACUGUUCUGUAUGUUGAUACUAUUGGAUUUCUGUCUCAGUUACCCCAUGACCUUGUGGAAUCAUUUUCAGCUACAUUAGAAGAUGUAGCCCUUUCAGAUUUAAUUAUCCAUGUGAGGGAUGUUAGUCAUCCAGAAACCGAACUCCAGAGAGAGAGUGUACUAUCUGUUCUCAGGAAUCUUAAUAUUUCCAGCCACUUACUGGAGUCAAUUAUUGAAGUUCACAACAAAGUGGAUUUGAUAGACAGAUAUAUCCCAGCUAAUCCAAAUUCUAUUGCCAUUUCUGCACUCCUUGGGUAUGGUUUAGAAGAGCUGAAAGAGGAAAUUGACAGAAGACUUUUGACAAUAACUGGAAAAAACUUUCUGAUAAUUAAAAUCAAUUUAUCAGGCCCUCAACUCAGUUGGCUCUACAAAGAAGCAACAGUGCAAGAGGUUGGUGUUGCUGCUGACGAUGGUACAGCCAAUGUAAAGGUGAUCAUAAGCAACUCUGCCUUGGGCAAAUACAGAAAACUAUUUCCUCGAUCAACUUAUUCCUCUCAGAAUUAACAAGAUGUUCACUUUCUGGGAGAAAGCUCCUGCCUAGUGGAUAUUGCAGUUUUUUAAUAGAAUCUGAAAUGAAGAGUGUGAUUCAGUGGGAUACAGAGCUUUAUCCUAUCCUGAUUUCAAACUGACCAGCAUCUGCCAUGAAAUGUUGAUAGGAGCUCUGAAAGAACUUAUCUUUGGAAACAUUAUGAGAAAUUUACAUCAGCCACUGAGGAAUCACACAAGGCAAAUGACCAAAGAUGCAUACUCUGUAUUGGACACAGUCAGAGAUGUGGUAAGACCAACAGCAUCUUGCUCCAUAAUAUUACAAGUGAUCACUGUAACAACAUACUAACAUUAAGAAUUAGUGUCUUAAUGUUCUUGUUUUCCUUUUCCCUUCCGAUCCAGGGCUACACGUUCACUUAAGAAAGGCCAAGUUGAAGAAAUGGGUCUUUAAAUGGGGCCUCCCAAAUAGCAGUGGGGAGGUCAUUUUGUUGGACACCUUCAUGUAUUAUGUCAACAGCACAUAAAGCUGCACAGACAAUCAUAAACUCCUUUCUAAAGAAAGAUAAAUAUGGUAAUUUAGUGCAGAACAUCACUGGCUGUACUUACCUAAGCCUAUGUAUACCAUUUAAAUAAAUAACUCUUAAAUGUUACACUGGAAAAAAUACCAUACAUCCAAAUGCCCAAGCUAUAGCACAGUGCUGCUUGUAACACUCAAAGGCUCAAGUUUGUUAAAUACGCUGUUGUUAGCCCAAGUAGUACAUUAUUCACAAAUAUUUUUCCAUUGACAAUGCGGAAACAUGCUUAGUUCCCUAAAAAGCCCAUUUUAAGAAGCUAAGAGGGAAUAUAAUUGACUUUAGGAGCAGGGGUUCAGCUAAAACUAGAAAGUUUUAUCACAAUCUUGCACAUCACUGGCACAGAGUUUCUCUAGCUGAAUUUGGGAGAGAGAAGAGCAGCCCUGCUGAAUCAGACCAUUCUGGUCCCUACAGUAGAAGGCCAGAGGCUUCCAGGGAGUUCUCAGAGAGGGACGCUGGCAGUGGUACUCCCCCAGUAUUCACUGCUUCACACACCAGCUGUGUUCCCUUUUGUUUGUACAGUUAAUAUCCUUGAUGGAUCCAUCUCCCAUGAAUUUACCUAACCCUCUUUUAAAAAUACCUAAACUUGCCUGGUCUCUUUCAACUACUUUGAACCCCCACCAGUGAACAUGUGAAGUUGGGAUUUAUCGAUCCAGUUAUAUCACUGUACACACUUUAAUUUGCCUGGACUGUUUUGUGUUGCAGAGUGGUGGUUGAAAUUUAACCUAUUCUUAUCUGAUGAGGUUCUUUAUUGUUUACUGCAGUUUUCACCAUCCUGAAUGUGCUGGUGUCAUCAGCACAUUUGACUACCUUAGGUUGUUCAUCAAUAUGUCAGAUAGUAAAGUUCCCAAUAAAGGAGGGGAGCCCACUGAUUACUUCCAUUUAUUAUGAAAACUGUUCCUGCACCCUAGUUAACUAAUUUUGUAAGAGCAUCUGUCCUUUUAAGUCCAUGAUGUCUGUUUACUUUGGUUAAUCCAUUUGUCAAGUAUUUUAAAAAGAGAGGGAGUUCCCUUGGAGAGGGGAUGUUUUUUUCCCUUAGAAAGGCUUGUUCUUUAUGUUUAAACAUUCUAGGUUGGAUCAUAGGUUUCCACCAAUUUUCCUAGGAGAUUGCCUCUGUCCAUUUGAAAAAGAAAUGCUGCUAUAUUGGCUACUUUCUAAUGCUCACCAGACAAACAAAUUUUAGUAACAACUUGCAUAUUUGUUAGAAGAUACACAUUCCAGAUCUAUUAGAACUUUUGGGUGUGUGCUAAUUAAACCUGGAAAUCUC
This is a messenger RNA of Varanus komodoensis (Komodo dragon), 3458 nucleotides long. RefSeq names its product GTP binding protein 6 (putative) (gene GTPBP6). Gene Ontology annotation, cellular component: cytoplasm. Lineage: Eukaryota; Metazoa; Chordata; Lepidosauria; Squamata; Varanidae. The coding region runs from base 36 to 1637 and encodes 533 amino acids. Gene Ontology annotation, molecular function: GTP binding; ribosome binding. The transcript has 10 exons. The record is from RefSeq and is a predicted model, not a curated record.